Messenger RNA from Eruca vesicaria subsp. sativa (arugula), 1429 nucleotides. Lineage: Eukaryota; Viridiplantae; Streptophyta; Magnoliopsida; Brassicales; Brassicaceae. The record is from the annotation of a GenBank genome assembly.
GGAGAACUGAGGACUCGGCAGGUGAGGGGUUAGGGUCAAUGCACUGCAGCGCUUGUGAGCCAGAGUAUGGGUUGUCACAAACAACUUCCUAACUACCUCCCUAACAACCUCCUAACUAACUCCGUAACCUCCUAACAACCUCCCUAACUACCACCUAACCAUUUCUUGAACACUUUGAACAUUGUAUAAACUUGUAGAGGCAUAGAUGGAGUCGGUUAGAGACCUGAGGGGAAGGGAAGUAGCGCCAGAGAGCGAGGCGCCAAUCACUGUUGGGAACGGUGACGUAAUGAAGCUCGUCGGCGGUGCAAAGAGGCGGUUUCGUCGGGAGCUUAACGGAGGAAGAGAAGGCUCUCGGACGAAACGGUUUCGUGGUGCGGUGACGUAAGGAAGGAGUUGCGGUGGUGAUUGGUCGGAGGAAGUAGACGGUGGAGGAAGCAGCCCGGCGUAGAGCAGAGCGGAUCUCAAAGGGGAAUUGGGGAGGGAUCGUCGCCAUCAAUCAGAUUUGAAAAAAAGUGGUGGCUCGGCUUUUUUUGGAAACGUUUUAAGGAUUCUUCUCAUCACUGGUACACGUGGAGAGACGACCGGUGGUGAUUGAUGGAAGAUGUUGACCGUAAAGUAUGGACCGUAUGUACAGUGUAUGUUGUAGUUAAUGGGCUUUGGGCUUUUAGUAUUUUGAAUAAUAUGGGCCCAAAAGUCCAUCAGAGACCAGGUCGAAAACAACAAAUGAACCUAGAGAAGACUGACUAGAACAACAAAACUGGUUCCUCCUCAUUCCUCCGAGUCUAGAUCUUCCGUCUCAAUUAGUUUACAGCUUUCCGACAGACUUAACGACAUGGCAGACGAUGAAGUUGUUGAUCCAAAGAAGUACCUUGAGGAGUCUUGCAAUCCAAAAUGUGUGAAGCCACUGCUUGAAUAUCAGGCGUGUGUGAAGAGAAUCCAAGGUGAUGACUCUGGCCAAAAGCACUGCACUGGGCAGUACUUCGAUUACUGGCAGUGCAUUGACAAAUGUGUAAGUUUCAGCUGGAUUAUGGCUUUUGCUCUUCACAUUUUCUUUUUUUUUUUGCAGUUUGAUACUGAGAUGAAUCUGGAUUUUGGAAUCUUCAGGUUGCACCCAAGCUAUUUACAAAACUGAAAUGAAACAAAGCGAAGGUGGAGUUGACAUUGUCUUUGAGUUGAUGGGAUAUAUAAAACGCAGUGGAUGUUGAACAUUUUUUCAUAACUGCAAACCUGAAUAAUGCCAAAUGGCUCUGCUUCUCGGUUUUGUUUCUAUCGCAAUUUGCGGUCAUUUUAUUGUUGCUGCAGACAUUGUUAUUGUGCUUCUUUUGAAGUAAUAAAAUGCCUAAUAAGUUAAUAACAAGUAUUUGUUACAUCUGAUACAUGUUCAAUAAGCAAGGAUUUACAUUAUCUCCCAUUCACAUUGUCUGUAUUU